AAGUCAGCAGCGCCGCGAGAGAACUUUUUCAAUUCGCCAAAACUGUCAUCACUCGAUAAAAUUUUUAUCAGUCCUAGCAAUCAACGUUCCUUUUUUUUUUAAACUUAAUUUAACCCAGCGCUGCCAUCAUUUCGGUUGUGAUUGUUGUUAGUUUUGUUGUUGUUAUGUUUUAAAAAAGUGACUUUCGGAAAUGACGGUCAACGAUUUUAAAGAAACCACUUGUGCCACCGCCAACCAAGACGACAUCAGCGUGGUGGUGGUUGAGGCCGUCAUCCAACCCCUUCACACCGACAGCGAAAACCUCCUCGGCCGCGUCUUGGCAGAAUUCGACGGCACGACGGUGCUGUGCCGCGUGUGCGGCGACAAGGCCUCCGGCUUCCACUACGGAGUCCACUCCUGCGAAGGAUGCAAGGGCUUCUUCAGGCGCAGCAUCCAGCAGAAGAUCCAGUACAGGCCCUGCACAAAGAACCAGCAGUGCUCCAUCCUCCGCAUCAACAGGAACCGCUGCCAGUAUUGCAGGCUGAAAAAGUGCAUCGCCGUCGGGAUGAGCCGUGACGCUGUGAGAUUCGGACGCGUUCCUAAACGAGAAAAGGCGCGCAUUUUAGCGGCCAUGCAACAGAGCUCCAACUCCAGGAGCCUGGAAAAGGCCGUCAGCGCGGAACUCGAAGAUGAUCAACGGAUCCUGGCGACCGUCGUCAGAGCGCACAUCGACACGUGCGACUUCACCAGGGACAAAGUCGAGCCCAUGCUGGCCCGCGCCAGAGAGCAGCCCUCCUACACGGCGUGCCCGCCCACCUUGGCGUGUCCGCUCAACCCGAACCCGCAGCCCUUGACCGGGCAGCAGGAGCUCCUCCAGGACUUCUCGAAGAGGUUCUCGCCGGCCAUCCGCGGCGUCGUCGAAUUCGCCAAGCGCAUCCCGGGCUUCUCCCACCUGGCACAGGACGACCAAGUCACCCUGUUGAAGGCCGGAGUCUUCGAAGUGUUGCUGGUGCGGCUAGCGUGCAUGUUCGACACACAAACUUCCAGUAUGAUUUGUUUGAACGGACAAGUGUUAAAACGUGACUCUAUACAUAAUAGUUCGAAUGCACGGUUUCUGAUGGACUCGAUGUUCGAUUUCGCCGAGAGAAUGAACGCGUUGCGUCUGUCAGACGCGGAAAUAGGACUUUUCUGUUCGGUCGUGGUGAUCGCUCCCGACAGGCCGGGUUUAAGGAACACUGAACUUAUUGAAAAAAUGCAAAACAAAUUGAAGGGCGCGCUACACAAGAUGGUGAGUCAGAACCAUCACGGGCAGACGCACAUUUUAGAUGAACUGAUGAAAAAAGUGCCAGAUCUCCGUACGCUGAACACGCUACAUUCUGAGAAGCUUUUGGCGUUCAAAAUGACGGAGCAGCAGCAGAUGAUGCAGCAACAACAGCAAUGGAGCGCACCGACAGAAGACGAAGGCAACAGCAAGAGCCCGCCGGGCUCGUCGUGGUCGUCAUCGUCGGACGUCACAAUGGACGAGGCAAAAAGUCCGCUGGGUUCGGUCUCUAGCACAGAGUCCAUGUGCUCGUCUGAGAUCACGUCGCUGAACGACUACCACCAGAUGGGAGGCCACCACGUCAGCUCCAACGUCACCAACGCGCCGCUCCUCGCGGCAACUUUGGCCGGGGGCGUCUGCCCCCACAGGCACCGAGCCAACUCCGGCUCAACGUCAUCCGGCGACGACGAGCUCCCGGCGACGUCCCACCUCAUCCACAACGGUCUCACGAUAACGCCUGUGUCGCGGCCUCCCAGGUUCCGCAAGCUCGACUCCCCCAGCGACUCGGGGAUCGAGUCCGGAACCGAAAAGGUCGACAAACACAGCGCCCCCACGUCGCUGUGCUCCAGCCCGCGCUCCUCCAUGGAGGACCACCACAUCGUCGAAGAGAUGCCGGUGCUCAAGCGCGUCCUGCAGGCGCCGCCGCUCUACGACACCAACCUCCUCAUGGACGAGGCCUACAAGCCGCACAAGAAGUUCCGCGCGCUGCGCAACAAGGACUCCGCCGAGGCCGAACCCGUGGUGGUGAUGUCGCCGCAGCCGCCGCCGCCGCCGUCGUCGCUGUCCAGCACGCACUCGACGUUGGCCAAGUCGCUGAUGGAAGGCCCGCGCAUGACUGCCGAGCAGAUGAAGCGGACCGACAUCAUCCACAAUUACAUAAUGCGGGACGAGCACCCGGUGGCGGCGGCGUCGCCAAUGGUGACGGCGCCGACGUCGUGUCCGUACAAGGCGAACAACGGGUCGUUGCUGCAGCCGGCCUGGGCGACGAGCGUUAUCACCACGACGGUGCGCCACCAGCAGCAGAACAGCGAGUACAACAGGAUGUACCUGCAGUCGCCGCACUCGACGUCACCGGCGCCGCGGACCUGCUCGCCGCUCAAGAUCGUGGAGCUGCAGGUGGACAUCGCGGAUUCGCAGCAGCCCCUCAACCUGUCCAAGAAGUCGCCGUCCCCGUCGCCGAGGCCGAUGAAGGUCGUCACGCUGGAGGUCUAAGGACCGCCGGCGGCGGCCAACGAGUUUAGUACAAAGUGGAGUGCGUGCCGGCCCGGGCGAGGACUGUAAGCCGCCCGGUGGACUGUUGGAGGUGCCACUUGAUCGAUGUAUUACAAACCAAAUAAUUUAUAAUCGCUGCACUAAGCUAUACUAUCUAUAUCUCUGUCUCUGUAUAACCGAUGUGUUGAUGUGUGAACAGUUUUAUGUUGUAGUAGUUUAGGACGGAGCCCUUAGGCCGACGAUUCUCAUGUAUAAAGUACUACUUCCUGCGCCAUUGCCGAAGCGGCGGGCAUUUUGUACAUAGUGGACCAACUCGGGCGCGCCGUUUCGGCACCCUUCUAUCAUAAGUAGAUAAGGUUUCAGAUUUAAACAAUCACUAAUUUAAUGGCUACAUUGUAAAUGAAUAUUUAUGAUUACGAGAUAGUUGAAAACUGGCAUCAGCACCAAUCCUACGAUAGAUUUAUAAAAUAGUUAACGAUAUCAUAAAAUGAACCCUAGUAAUAUCUAUUAUAUGUAUAUGUGAUAAUUUUCUUGGUAGAAUAACUGUGCAUAAGUUUCGUGUUAUGUAUCUCAAUUUGUAAAGAGACUCGUUAUUUUGUAAUCGUUUCACGAUCAUCAUCUUCACCACCAUCAUGCGUGUUGUAGUAUCACCGCCAUUCGCAUCAUAGUCGACGGAGUCGAGGAGGUCGAGACUGAAGAAGGUGACGACGUGUCCUUUCGUACUAAUCACACACAAAACUAUUCACAAAAAAACGUCGUACCUUUUGCGCAAAGUCUCCAAAGGCUCGUUCGCUCUCAUUUUGGACAAGUUAGUUCUGCCCUCAACCGCGACCUCUCAAUGUACGUUCAUCAAAUGAUUGUCUGUAAUUUUGUAAAAUGGUAGCUUGUUGAGGACGUCAGAAUAAACCACGUCUUGGUGAUAUUA
This is a messenger RNA of Zophobas morio, 3437 nucleotides long. RefSeq names its product ecdysone-inducible protein E75 (gene Eip75B). Bases 191 to 2512 code for a protein of 773 amino acids. Gene Ontology annotation, biological process: cell differentiation; hormone-mediated signaling pathway; negative regulation of transcription by RNA polymerase II. The transcript has 5 exons. Gene Ontology annotation, molecular function: nuclear receptor activity; zinc ion binding; RNA polymerase II cis-regulatory region sequence-specific DNA binding. The record is from RefSeq and is a predicted model, not a curated record. Lineage: Eukaryota; Metazoa; Arthropoda; Insecta; Coleoptera; Tenebrionidae.